Lachancea thermotolerans CBS 6340 is the source of this 1149-nucleotide messenger RNA. Its product is annotated as methionine adenosyltransferase. The coding region runs from base 1 to 1149 and encodes 382 amino acids. The transcript has a single exon. Gene Ontology annotation, biological process: S-adenosylmethionine biosynthetic process. Gene Ontology annotation, molecular function: methionine adenosyltransferase activity; ATP binding. The record is from RefSeq and is a predicted model, not a curated record. Gene Ontology annotation, cellular component: cytosol. NCBI's taxonomy places the organism in Eukaryota, Fungi, Ascomycota, Saccharomycetes, Saccharomycetales, Saccharomycetaceae.
AUGGCCAAGACUUUUUUGUUUACCAGUGAGUCCGUGGGUGAGGGUCACCCAGACAAGAUCUGUGACCAAGUUUCGGACGCGAUCCUUGACGCGUGCCUGCGUGAGGACCCUCUGUCCAAGGUGGCGUGUGAGACCGCGGCCAAGACCGGUAUGAUCAUGGUGUUCGGUGAGAUCACCACCAAGGCGCAGCUGGACUACCAGAAGAUUGUCAGAGACACCAUCAAGCAGAUCGGGUACGACUCGUCCGACAAGGGCUUCGACUACAAGACCUGUAACGUGCUGGUCGCCAUCGAGCAGCAGUCUCCAGACAUCGCGCAGGGUCUGCACUACGAGCAGGCUCUUGAGGACUUGGGUGCCGGUGACCAGGGUAUCAUGUUCGGGUACGCCACCGACGAGACCCCAGAGCUGAUGCCAUUGACCAUCAUGCUGGCCCACAAGCUCAACAUCGCCAUGGCUGACGCCCGUAGAGACGGAUCCCUGCCAUGGGUCAGACCUGACACCAAGACCCAGGUCACCGUCGAGUACAAGCAGGAGGAGGGCCGCUGGAUUCCUCUGAGAAUCGACACCGUUGUCGUCUCUCUGCAGCACGCUGACGAGAUCAGCACCGAGGACUUGAGAUCCGAGAUCCAGAAGAAGGUCGUCGAGAAGGUCUGCCCUGCCGACAUGUUGGACGAGAACACCAAGUACUACAUCCAGCCAUCCGGCAGAUUCGUCAUCGGUGGUCCUCAGGGUGACGCCGGUUUGACCGGUAGAAAGAUCAUUGUCGACGCCUACGGUGGUGCCUCCGCUGUCGGUGGUGGUGCCUUCUCCGGUAAGGACUACUCCAAGGUUGACCGUUCCGCCGCCUACGCUGCCAGAUGGGUUGCCAAGUCCUUGGUCAACGCCGGCAUCUGUAAGAGAGUUCAGGUUCAAUUCUCCUACGCCAUCGGUAUCGCCGAGCCUCUAUCUCUGCACGUCGACACCUACGGUACUUCUUCAAAGUCCGACGAGGAGGUCAUUGAGAUCAUCAAAAGGAACUUUGACCUGAGACCUGGUGUCCUGGUCAGAGAGCUCGACUUGGCUAGACCUAUCUACUUGCCAACUGCCUCCUACGGUCACUUCACCAACCAAGAGUACCCAUGGGAAAAGCCAAAGGAGUUGAAGUUGUAA